AUGCUGAGGAAAAAAUGUGGUCGAAGGCAUAAUUCCUUGUUUAUAAAUAGUGGUGGUGAGGAAGUAGAUGACGGAAAAAAUCAGUAUCAUAACGAUACCUCAAUAUCAAGUUUUAAUCUUAGUCCAUCUGAGGAUUGGGCUUAUAGCUAUGCUGGGGACUACCUCUGGGCAAAAGUCAAUGCCAGUACUUUAGUAAGAAACUUGACGUGUGAAAUUACUAACUCCAAGGCAAACAUAGACAACAAUUUUCGCCUUGCUCCCGUCUCUCUAACGUAUUAUGGCCUCUGCUUGCGUAAAGGCAAGUACAUUGUGACACUUCACUUUGCUGAAGCAUUAUAUUCUAAGAGUGAAGAUUACAGCACAUCAGGAAAACGAGUGUUUGAUAUAUAUAUUCAGGGAAUGAUUGUAAAGAAAGAUGUCAACAUAAAGGAAAUCCCUGGGAAAGAACAUGAAGAAAGACGACUACAAUUCAAGGUUAAAAUAAAUGAUGGUUCGUUAGAGAUCAAGUUCUUCUGGGCUGGCAAGGGAUCUCUAUACAACCCACCUGCUCUCAAUGGACCUCUCAUAUCAGCUGUUUCGAUCACUCGUGGUAGGAAGCGCAAACUUCAAUACUUUUCAUUUUGUCUGCUAAAACCCAGGAUUCUGUUGCUCACUUCACUAUCUGUGUGAGAAUAGUUUAUUGCUUGGCUGACAAACAUUGUUUUCUAUAUGU
Populus nigra (black poplar) is the source of this 712-nucleotide messenger RNA. Its product is annotated as probable LRR receptor-like serine/threonine-protein kinase At1g53430. The coding region runs from base 1 to 669 and encodes 222 amino acids. The record is from RefSeq and is a predicted model, not a curated record. NCBI's taxonomy places the organism in Eukaryota, Viridiplantae, Streptophyta, Magnoliopsida, Malpighiales, Salicaceae. The transcript has 3 exons.